AUGCCUCCUCCAAUUUCUGCAGACUAUAGACCGAAUCAUAUUCCCAUCCCCAAGUUUAAUGCUGACCAAAUCACAUCGAAUUGUAAUACUCCGCAGCAGCCUGAACUUAUGGGGAGGGACAUUUUUGACAUUAAAGAACCUUUCCCUAUUCGCAGUACAGAUGCAGAGAAAACAACAGCCGAAGGAGUCAACUAUCAUACGUGGGACGAGACAACUAAAAAGGUCGUCAAUAGUAUUGUAUCCAUAAAAGGAUCUGCUUUACGUUCAUUUGACACGGAAAGUGCUGGUGGUUUUUGUGCUACCGGAUUUGUCGUAAAUAAAAAACUUGGGUUAAUUCUCUCAAAUCGCCACGUUGUCUCUCCUGGUCCUAUAACUGCCCGUGCUGCCUUUAUUAAUUAUGAAGAAGUUGACAUAUAUCCUCUUUAUCGGGACCCAGUCCAUGAUUUCGGAUUCUUUCGCUAUGACCCAUCUUCCCUACGCUAUCAUGUGGCCGAUGAAAUUCCAUUAGCUCCGGAACUUGCUAAAGUCGGUUUAGAUAUUCGCAUCAUUGGUAACGAUGCAGGAGAAAAGUUAUCCAUCUUAAGUUCGACUUUAGCACGCUUGGAUCGACCUGCUCCUAACUACGGAAUUGACAACUACAAUGAUUUCAAUACCUUUUAUUACCAAGCCGCCAGUGGAACCAGCGGUGGAAGUUCAGGAAGUCCCGUCCUCGACAUAUCCGGUGCUGCAGUUGCUCUAAAUUCAGGUGGAUCCAAUAGUAGCGCAUCUUCUUUUUAUCUUCCAUUAAACCGUAUCGUUCGUGCCUUACAUCGCAUAGAAAAUGACCUUCCUAUUACCCGUGGUACUUUGUUGACAGAGUUUAUCCAUUGGUCCUACGACGAAUUGUCUCGAAUUGGUCUUCCUCAUGAAUUUCAAAAUAAUUGUCGUACUCGCGUUCCUGAAAGUAAUGGUUUGUUGGUAGUAUCGAAAGUUUUGCGAGGUAGUGAAGCAGCUGGUGUUUUAGAACCGGGAGACAUUUUAAUUGCAUAUGAAGCGGAUGGUCGAGAUGCCUCAUAUAUUGCUGACUUCGUCUCCUUUUUUGAGAUAAUAGACGAAAAAGUGGGAGAACCAACUUGCUGGCGAAUUUUCCGUCCCAAAGUUGGUUACAUGGUAGUGGAGCUGCAUGUUCAGGAUUUGCAUGGUGUCACUCCUUCACGUUUCUUGGAAAUCGGAGGUGCCAUUCUCCAUGAUCUUUCAUAUCAACUUGCUCGCUCCUAUCAAUUUCCUUUGAAUUCGGGAACAUACGUAGCUGCUUCAGGAAUGCUAAAUUGGUCAUCAGGUAGUAGGGAUUUUUUGGUGACGAAACUCGCAAAUAAACCGACCCCAAAUUUGGACGCGUUUAUACAGGUGGUCUCAAAUUUGGCGGAUAAUGCCCGUGUUCCUAUGCAUUUCAGAGUUUUAGGGAAAUACGAAGAAGAGUUUACGAUUAUUACAAUUGAUAGACAUUUCUUUAUGGCCAGUGUUUUUGAAAGAAAUGACAAGAAAGGAACUUGGGAUCGUAAAGGAUUGCCAGCUCCGAUAACUACUAAAUCUCGGCGGCCAAGUAUCAUUCCAAGACCAGCUGAAGGUGCUAAAAGUUUGGAGGCGAUCCAGAACUCUUUGGUCUUAAUCCAUUGCCGCAUGCCUCUUAGUAUUAAUGGAUUCAAUUCGACAAAGUCUUAUCGUGGAACAGGUGUUAUUCUAUCUGUUGUGCCUCCUCUCAUCGUUGUCGACCGUACGGUUAUACCUGUUGAAAUUUGCGACAUUCGAUUGACCUUCCAAUCAUUUAGUGCUAUGGCUCGUAUUGUGUAUCUUGAUGAUCGAAUCGCAAUGCUGUCCUGUGAUUAUUUACCAAGCAAUACAGUACAACUCGAAUUUGCAGCCGAUUUUAUGCGAACGGGUGAUGAAUGUACUUUAGCGGCUCUCGAUGAGGAUUUACAGCUGCUAACCAAGAAUACAACUGUACGCAGCGUAUCUGUAGUUGAAACAGAAAGAUCUUCUCCUCCAAAAUUCCGUUAUGUAAACUGUGAAGUUAUUUCUUUGAUGGACUCUUCAGCUUCAACAGGUGGCUUAAUUUUCCGUGACCGAGAAGAUAAACGUGAAGUAGUUGCUUUAUGGAUCUCUGUGAUUCACCAAGAAGUCGGCGGAAAAGAAUACACGAAUAAGUUCGGGCUCUCUAUGGCUUACGUGCUUCCUGUGCUUGAGCGUUUGCGACUGCCUCCAUCUCUUCGACCUCAACCAGUAGUCAAAACUGCCGGGGUAGAAUUAUCGCACAUCAGUUUGGCUGGUGCAACUACAUUAGGAAUGUCACAGAGACGCUCGUCUGAGUUUUACAUGAAAUCAAAAGAGAACGGAACGAUACCUCGCCCUCUAUAUGUCGUUUCUCAUCUAAAGCCUCUCCCUGAAGAUUCCUCUUUAAGAGUCGGAGAUGUCUUAAUCAGUGUAAAUGGAAAAAUGAUAACUAGAGUUUCAGACCUUCACGAAUUUGAAGAAUAUUCAGAACUCGAUGCUGUUAUUCUUCGUGAUGGAAAGGAAGUAAACUUUAAAUUUCCCUUGUACGAAGAUAUUCCUACCUUUAGCUCUGAAGUUAUCUCUUGGAACGGGGCUAUUGUACAUUCUACCCACAGAAGUGUUUACGAACAAGUGGAGCCUGGUGUUGAGCUCCCUGGUCCUGACGGAGUAUAUGUUGGAAGUAUUCUGUAUGGAUCACCAGCAUUGAACUUGCUUCGAGCAGCACAUUGGAUUGUAGCUAUUGAUGGCAAGCCAGUAAAUAAUUUUUCCGAUUUUAAGAAAAUUGUCAGUGAAAUCCCUUCCGAACCUUACGUCCAAGUGAAACAAAUGAAUCGUCGAGGUGCAACACUAUUAGUUAGUGUUCGCCCUGAUGCCCGUUUUUGGCCCACGUACAUUAUCGAACGAAAUUCAGACGGGAACUGGACCACUAAAUUUGUAAACGAUGAAACUCCCAAGGCCAUAUCAUAA
Messenger RNA from Schizosaccharomyces octosporus yFS286, 2997 nucleotides. RefSeq names its product serine protease. NCBI's taxonomy places the organism in Eukaryota, Fungi, Ascomycota, Schizosaccharomycetes, Schizosaccharomycetales, Schizosaccharomycetaceae. Bases 1 to 2997 code for a protein of 998 amino acids. Gene Ontology annotation, molecular function: protein binding. The record is from RefSeq and is a predicted model, not a curated record. The transcript has a single exon.